This is a messenger RNA of Gracilinanus agilis (Agile Gracile Mouse Opossum), 1299 nucleotides long. RefSeq names its product caspase-14-like. The transcript has 7 exons. The record is from RefSeq and is a predicted model, not a curated record. The coding region runs from base 1 to 1026 and encodes 341 amino acids. Lineage: Eukaryota; Metazoa; Chordata; Mammalia; Didelphimorphia; Didelphidae. Gene Ontology annotation, molecular function: cysteine-type endopeptidase activity. Gene Ontology annotation, biological process: proteolysis.
AUGCAGCAGCCCGACAUGGAGUCGUUCAAGGCCCGGGUGGUGAGCACGUUGAUAAAGCUGAGCCAGAAUGAGCUGAGGCUCUUUGGGAUCUACUUGAGGAACGUCGAGGAGGAGCCCCGAGUCUCGAAGCACGACCUGGAGAUGGCCACCAAGCCGGAGGAGCUGGCCGAGCUGCUCCUGAAGCGCUACGUCCUGACCCGGACCCCCCGGGUACUCGUCCAGGUGCUCGGGAAGGUGCCCCGGAAGGACCUGGCCCUCGAGUGGGAAAAUAUGUCAAGGAUGAAUUUGAAGAGACCAUAUGAAGAUGACAGCUCUGAAUUGGAUUGUUACAACAUGGAUCGAACACGAAAGGCCUUUGUGAUGUGUGUGAAGACAGGCAGACCAGGGGCUGAACAGGAUAUAAGUAGAAUAAGAAACUGGCUUGAAAAGUGCAAGUUUGAAUAUAUAUCUUGUGAUGAUCCUGAUGAAGAGGAGUUAAUUGAGAAAUUAACACAGUUUCGAGAUGGGAUAAAUAGAAUAAAAGAAGAAGUUAGCUGCUGCCUUGUUACUCUGAUGGCCCAUGGAGGAAAAGGCUUUAUAAAAACAAGAUCUGAUGAAAGAGUCAAUUUAUCAGACAUUUUUGAAAUGUUCAACAAUGAAAACUGCCCAGCACUUCAAGAGAAACCAAAGAUCUUUGUAAUCCAGGCCUGUAGAGGAGAACAAAGAGAUGGUGGCGUUGUUCAAGCUGAUGAUGAGCCGAUGGAACUGGAUUAUUUAGAGAAAAAGCGACUUCCCACAUUCAGUGAUUACUAUAUCAUCUAUCCCACCCAAGAAGAUCAUGUUGCUUUACGCCAUCCAAGAGAUGGUUCUGUGAUGAUUGAAGCAAUAGAUGAAGUCUUUCGGCAACAUGGCAAGAAGUGGCAUAUUGCAGAUUUUUUUACUCAAGUGAACAACCGAGUGGUGCACACCAACUUUUACAUAAAAAGAAGCCCGAUAAAAGUAGUCCUUGUCAUGGAGUCCACUCUCACUAAAGCCGUAUACUUUUGACCCUCCGAGGAGGAUCUUGAUGACUGCAUGACUUGUUUUUGCAUUUACACGGAGCCUCCCACUUUAUAAAACACUGUCUGGAAUCUGCUGCCCCAGGCUUGGAGGAUUGUGUGGGUCCUGGAAGGUAGAUGUGAGUGACUACAGAAUCAGUCACAUUAAAGACAAAUCCCUCCCCUAUUUUUUAAGUUUUUUUAUGUGAAAACGUGGACUUCUCUGAUUGUUUUUUAUUGAUGUUGUUAAGUCGUUUUCCUUUUUCCAAGAUAUUUUUUUAAA